This is a messenger RNA of Hippocampus zosterae (dwarf seahorse), 3213 nucleotides long. It is a transcript of the gene rab3gap1, whose product is annotated as RAB3 GTPase activating protein subunit 1. The record is from RefSeq and is a predicted model, not a curated record. Gene Ontology annotation, biological process: positive regulation of GTPase activity. Lineage: Eukaryota; Metazoa; Chordata; Actinopteri; Syngnathiformes; Syngnathidae. Gene Ontology annotation, molecular function: GTPase activator activity. Bases 54 to 2975 code for a protein of 973 amino acids. The transcript has 24 exons.
GAAGUAGAAGAAGCAGAAGAAGAAGAAUAUUGAUUAUUUUUGACAACGUCAACAUGGCUGCUGUCACUGAUCCCGAAUCGGAGGUGUUCGAGAUCACGGAUUUCACCACUGCGUCAGAGUGGGAAAGGUUUGUGUCCAGGGUUGAAGAAGUCUUAAAUGAAUGGAAACUAACCGGAAACUCCACAAGGAAGCUGUCCAAAGAAAAGGCUGACUUUUCGAAUGGCACUUGGGAGGAGAAAUCUCAGGAGAUUAAUUUUGUCGAUUUUACCUUCUCCAUGACCCACUAUGCAUUGGUGCAAGACAAUGAGAACGAUACAAAUACUGAAUUGGAGGAAGCUCCCUUUCCCUUCGCAAUGCAGGACCUUUUGUGCACCAAAAAUGACUUCCCUCCUCGUGCCCACUGCUUGGUGAGAUGGUACGGGAUAAGAGAGUUUGUUGUCAUCUCCCCAGGGUCCAACGUCGAGGCUAUCAUCAGCGAGUCCAAAUGUAAUUUGCUUCUCAGCUCCAUCUCAGUUUCUCUGGUCAACAGUGGCUGCCAAGUCCCCAUGUUUGUGCAGAUCCAGCAAAAGUGGAGGCGACUAUAUUCUGGUGAAUGUCAGGGACAUGGUGUCCACACCGAAUUUGAGAUGGUACACCUUCGUAAGGUACCAAGUCAGUACAACCACCUGUCUGGACUUCUUGACAUCUUCAAAACAAAGACAGGAUACACCAUAUAUCCUUUGCCACCAAUCAACGUCGCAAUCCGUUUUACCUACAUUCUUCAGGACUGGCAACAGCAUUCUUGGCCCCUGCAGCCUCCCGACUUUGACAACCUUCUCGGAGGUGAGGUGGGAGUGGAGGAGAUUGGGAGGCUUCCAUUUGGUGCAUGUGAAGAAACAAUCAGUGAGCUUCAUCUUUCAAUCACUUGGCCUGAGUUGACAGAAGGUACUGUAUUGGACAAUGACGUUUACAGUGAUCUUGACCCUCUCCAUGCGCCUCACUGGGCACUCCGGAUCAAGACAGUUGAACAUCCUCAGUGUUUACUAGGUGACUUGCUGACAGACCUAUUUAAGUUACGGGGCAGAAAGGAGACUACAGAAGAGAUUCUUGGAAGAGGAUCGGCUGAGGAGGAGGGCAAAGAUGGUAACAUCAGUUCCGCUCUAUCAAGGCUGACAGAGCCAACUGCACCGGUGCUGAUCUCCAAACUCUCAGUUUCGAGUAUGGUGCAUAAUGCUCGAAGGCACAUUCAACGGCACAGACUUAAUGAUGAGUCCCCACUUGGGAUUGAAGAACUUAAUUGUAUUCUUCAGUAUCUUUUUCCAGAUGCUGGUAUGGAUAAGACAGAAAAUCAAUCCGCGCAACCAAAUAGCUAUGGAAAGUCUCAAAAAGAUCAAAAUACUGACGACCUUUUUAUUCAGUUGAAGUCGGCACCAGUUGAAAGUCUGACCCAUCGGCUGGCACUCUGCAUGUGUCUCGUCAACUUCUACCAUGGUGGGCUGCGGGCUGUGGCCUACCUCUGGCAGGAGUUUGUCCUUGAGUUGCGAUACCGCUGGGAAAACAAUUACCAAAUCUGUGGAGUGCAAGAAGAACUACCUGAUCUCCGCUGUUGUCUUCUACAUCAGAAGCUGCAGAUGCUCAAUUGUUGCAUCAAGAGGAAGCAAGCCAGAGAUAACAUUUGCAACACCCCCGAGAGAAGCAGUGAAACUGCCUCCCAGAACAUCCACCAACCGACACAAUUUACAGCAACGGCUUCCUCCAGCCAAAUAACUGCUGGGUCACCUGGGAAAUCCUUGGACUCUUGGAGUGACAGUGAAGAAGAGUUUUUUGAAUGCCUGAGUGAUCAGGGGGACACCGAGACGCCGUCUAUGAGAAGGGAAAAAGAUGGCAGUAAAACAAGAGCAGAGGGGAGGAUGCACCCCUGUAACGGCAUGACCCUUCUGAACUCUUCAGAGCUUCUCUUUAUUCCUGUGACACAAGAACCUGCUCCCAUGACUGAAGAUUUAUUAGAGGAGCAGUCUGAAAUACUAGCAAAACUGGGGACAUCAGCCGAAGGUGCCCAACUCCGUGCUCGGAUGCAAAGUGCUUGUCUUCUGUCUGACAUGGAGUCUUUUAAGGCAGCCAACCCAGGUUCUGUUCUGGAGGACUUUGUUCGCUGGUACUCCCCCAGGGAUUUUUUGGAGGAGAUUGUCAACGAGACGAGCCAAACCGUUUUGAAAGGCCAGUUAAGUCCAAGGAUGAAAGUCCCAGGCAACAUAUGGGUAGAGACUUGGGAGAAUGCCAAGGCUGUACCUGCACAUCGCCAGAGGAGGCUUUUUGAUGAUACCAGAGAAGCAGAAAAGGUCUUGCAUUUUUUGGAAGUGCAGAAACCUGCAGACCUGAGUUGCCAUCUUCUGCCAUGCAUAAUACAUGCUGCAAUUUUGAAGUUGAAAGAGGAAGAGGCAUUUGAAAACAUACCAUCUGUCAAAAACAACAUCCAGAAAGCUACAGUUCAAGCAAGCAAGCUGCUUCAACAAUUCAAUCCCGACUACAGUAAUUUAGAGGAUUGCAUUGACUUUUUGAUUGCCAUGGAGAUGGUCAUCGCCCAGUAUCGGUCUCUCAAAACAAAGUUUGCAAUUGCUGAGGCUGAGAAUGAAGAGCAAAGAGAGAAUCUAAGACAAUUUCUUAACUCUCUGCUAGAAGAGCCAGAAGUUGUGGUGAGUGGAGCUGGUCAGGGAAAGAUCGGUGGCAUCAUUUACAGGCUGUUUGUGAAUGUGCAAGAGAGUGCCAACCUGGAUAAAGAACCUGUAUUGAAAAAGAACGAAGAAAGGAAGCUGACCGAGGGAGACGGCAAAAAUCAUGACUUCCCAUCGCCAGCAGGCCGGGAGAUUUUGUUGCGUACUUGCAUCCCUCGACCAGCACCGUAUUCCAAGUCUCUUCCUCAACGGCUUUUUUGUGUAUUAACGAGAGAUGAAUUCAGACUUGUCGGGGCCUUCUCCUCUGACACAUCUUUCUUUUAAUUCCUCAAACUACAGCAAAACAAUUACAGUUUUUUAAUGCGCAAUUGUGACUAAUGUAACUGGUAUUGCAUAUCAAUACCUGAAGCUAUAAUACACUAUAUGAUCUUUUGAGAGCCAAAAAAGGAAAGGAAUUAUUUGCAAUGAAAACCAUGAGGACCUGCUGCAUAUGCAUAAUUUUGUUAUUCGUGUAUUGUAAAAUCUCACGAUGUUAACAUUUAUUAAAAGCUUCUGUCUUCCA